GGUAAACAGGGUUGUGUAGUUAAUUGAAAUUAAAAUGUUCUGAUUGGCGAUUCUAUUUUUCGGAAAAUAUAUUCGCCAAUCAGAAUUUGUCCACGAUUUCUUAAGGUUUGUUUGAUCUCGCAAAAGCGGUAAUCGAUAAUAAUCGAUUUCGCUUGUUUUUUAAAACCAACCUAACCUAUAAAUUUCGAACUGUCAGUUUAAAACGUUUAAAAAUGUCUAAAUUUAAAAACAUGGAAUUAUUACCACCACCAAAAUCGUUAAUGAAUCAUAAAGAUUCUGAAAAAGUAUGGGAAGUUAUAAACAAGAGAUAUCCAAAAGUUGCACCACUUUUAUGUGAAAUGGAAUAUGUACUUUACGAGGCAGAAGAUCUCGUCGAUCAAUUGCAAUCAUCCAGCAAUCUUGAGAUUGUUAACUCAUCAAUGGAUGAAUCUUCGAAUGUAAAUUUGGAUGAAGAAAUUGAAUCAAAAGUAAAUGAAAAUGAAAGUUUAAAAAGUGAUUUCGAAAAUCAAGAGACGAAUUUAUCUACUAAUGCACAGGAAAUCGUGUUAGAAAAAAGUACAGAAUUAAUUAAAGUGGGAGAGAAUAAGAAUUUGACAGAAAUUCUCGGAGACGAUGGCAAUGAAACGGAGGAAUCACUUUACAUUUUAAAGAGAGUUGUUGAAACUAUAAAGAAGAGUGAGAAUAGCAUUUUACUGAAAAAUUGCGAUGAAAAUUUGAAAAUAAAUUUGGAACCUAAUGAAAUAUUUCAAGAAACAGUGAAUGUAGUUGAGACGAAAACAUCUGAGACUUUGAGUACUGAUGCUGAUUCUUGGAGUAAAGUCGUGGGAGAUUCUUCUGAAUCAAACGAAAGUUUUCAAGAGGAAUCCACAGAUAAUUCAAGGUUGCCACAGGUCAGGAAAAUCAGGGAAAAGUCAGGGAUUUUUAUUAAAAGAAAUGAAAAUUGUGAGAAGAAAUCAAAAGAAGUGGAUGAUUUGAAUGAUGAACAAGAAGACGAAACACUUAAUAAGGGAAAUUGA
Leptopilina heterotoma is the source of this 1016-nucleotide messenger RNA. RefSeq lists its product as uncharacterized. The transcript is spliced from 6 exons. The record is from RefSeq and is a predicted model, not a curated record. Lineage: Eukaryota; Metazoa; Arthropoda; Insecta; Hymenoptera; Figitidae. Bases 213 to 1016 code for a protein of 267 amino acids.